Molecule: messenger RNA, 2104 nt
Organism: Camelina sativa (false flax)
Lineage: Eukaryota; Viridiplantae; Streptophyta; Magnoliopsida; Brassicales; Brassicaceae
Source: RefSeq, a predicted model, not a curated record
UUUAAUCCUUUUUUUUUUUUUUUUCAUUUACUUGGAAUCUGUCUUUAUCUUAUCUUAUCAUCAUCUGUGUAUAGUUACCUUUUUUUUUAUUGGUCCGAUUCAUAUUAUCUGAUCUGUUUUUGUGUGUAUAUGUGUGUUCUAAAUCGAGUAGUAGUAAUGAAACUAUUAGUACUGGAACUAGAGUUAUGAGUCUUCUUCUCCAACAAUUUUUUUUUUUUUUGAGGGUUUAUGUUCUGAUUUGUUGUGUUACUCAGGAAUCUUGAAUAGAUCCGUCAUGUUCUUGAUCUACCUUUUGGGUUCUUUCAAAAACUUUCAAGAAAUGGUCAAAACUAUUGGUUCAGUCUUGUUUUUGUUUUGGAUUUCUCUGAAACCAAGGAUCCAGUUUUUACUCUCUGGGUCGAAUGUUUGUGAUCUGUUUAUUGCUCCUGGCUAAAAGUAUCUAAAGUUUACACAUAUAUAUGAAAGUUUCUCUCUUUUUUGGUGUUUACUUGCUCUUAUGAUUGUGACGCAGAGAGGGUUGUUUUACUCUUAUUACAUGUUUUCAGUUUGAUCCCAACUGGCUUGUCUUACUCUCUCUUUUAGGUAAAGCUAAAAAGGAUUGUUUUUUUUGGACUGAAGAAAGUGGAUUCCUUGUGAAAACAGAAGAGAAGCAUGGGUACUCAUAUAGAUUUCGACAACUUAGGAGGUGAUUCUUCUGGUGGGAAUGGGUGUAAUACUUACCACUCAAAGCCAUUGGCGAGGCAGUCUUCGUUAUAUUCCUUAACGUUUGAUGAGCUUCAGAGCACCUUAGGUGAGCCAGGGAAAGAUUUUGGGUCAAUGAAUAUGGAUGAGCUACUGAAGAACAUAUGGACUGCUGAAGAAGCUCAAGCCUUUAUGACUACUACCCCAUAUUCGGUUGCAGCCUCGGGACCUAGUGGUUUCGUUCCAGGUGGGAAUGUUCUACAGAGACAAGGCUCGUUGACUUUGCCUAGAACGCUUAGUCAGAAGACUGUAGAUGAGGUCUGGAAACACUUGAAUUCGAAAGAUGGUAGUAAUGGGAAUAGUAGGACUGAUGUGCCUGAGAGGCAACAGACUUUAGGGGAAAUGACUUUAGAGGAUUUCUUGCACCGCGCUGGCGUUGUGAAAGAAGAUACUAACUCUACUCAACAGAAUGAAAACAGUAGUGGGUUUUAUGCUAACAAUGGUGCUGCUGGUUUGGGGUUUGGAUUUGGUCAGCCGAAUCAAAACAGCAUAUCUUUCAACGGCAACAAUGAUUCUAUGAUCUAUAAUCAAGCACCUGGUUUAGGACUCAAAGUGGGUGGAAAAGUGCAACAGCAGCAGAAACCACAUCAGCAGCAGCAGCACCCAUAUCAGAGAUUGCCUCCAACCAUUUUCCCAAAACAAGCGAAUGUAGCAUUUGCGCCUGUAAAUUUGGUCAACAGAGGUUUGUUUGACGCUGGUGUAGAUGGUCCAGUUAACAGUAAUAUGGGAGGAGCAGGGGUUACUGUUGCAGCUACUUCUCCCGGGACAAGCAGUGCAGAAAAUAACACUUGGUCAUCACCAGUUCCUUAUGUGUUUGGUCGAGGAAGAAGAAGCAAUACGGGCCUGGAGAAGGUUGUUGAGAGAAGGCAAAAGAGAAUGAUCAAGAAUCGUGAAUCAGCCGCUAGAUCAAGAGCUCGAAAGCAGGCUUAUACCUUGGAACUGGAAGCCGAGAUUGAAAGUCUCAAACAACUGAAUCAAGAUUUGCAGAAAAAACAGGCUGAAAUUAUGAAAUCCCAGAACAGCGAGGUAGAAAAGUCUUCCUUGUUACUUAGUGAAAGAAUUGUUGAAGCAGCCUCCAUGUCUGGCCAAAACACUAUGCUUGAGAAGAACCCUUACUGGUCCGUGGUAAGAAGGUGGAAUGAAAGCAAGAAGACCCUGGUAAUGUGAUACAACAUCACCCAAAAGGAAGACAUUUGAAGACUUAAUAUGUAAUAGAAGAUAGUUCUACUGUACAGGAGAGAUUACAGAAACUUACAAUGUAGAAAUCUUUUGAGCUGAAUCUAACUAAGAGUGCAGAGUAUGAGAGAGCUUUCAAUAUGAAUUCAUAAUUUUUAUAAAAUAUAUGUAAACUUUCAAUUCAGCU